Messenger RNA from Bombus pyrosoma, 675 nucleotides. RefSeq lists its product as uncharacterized. The record is from RefSeq and is a predicted model, not a curated record. Lineage: Eukaryota; Metazoa; Arthropoda; Insecta; Hymenoptera; Apidae. Bases 1 to 633 code for a protein of 210 amino acids. The transcript has 3 exons.
AUGGAUCUUCGUCGUAAAGCCGAUUGUCGAAAAUACAGAAAAUGGAAAGAGGAACGAGCAAAAGAAUCAAAGGAAACGAAGAAAGAAAUCAAAAAACGAAGACGCAGAAAACUAGUAACCGAUUGUAUCAAUGAAGGCGAGAUAGAAGAAGUUACGCCUAAAACCGUGAUGAAAGUGAAAUAUCGAAAAUGCAGAAAAAAGAAAAAGAGAAAGAAGUCAAAGAAAUUGAUUAGGAAACUCGUUAAACGAGUUUCGUUCGCAGAGCUAGUGUUAGGAUGUAUAAAACCCUCGAUAGAAGAGAGGGAAUUCCUUCUUAAUCCACGUCAUAUUGGUUGCCUAGGACUUAGUGUAUCUAAAGUGGAUAUUACAUCGGAAAGCCCAGCAACAAGCCAGACUUACACGAGCCAACGGAAAAGCCGCGGAAGGAAAAGAAUCUGUACAAAAUCCUGUACGAAAAGGUCGUCUCGUAGAGCCUUAGGAGAAUCGGAAUCAGAAGACAGUAAAUGCGACAGCAUUUGUUCCUUCGAUAAUCGCAUAUAUCUUGCAGGUGUAAAAUUAACAACAAAGGAUAAAGAGGAGAUGAAAAAGUAUCAACGCGAAGCUCAUCAAUCCAGUUCUAAAACAGAGAAUUAAUUUCCUUCUCCCAAUUACAGUCAUAAAAACAUAACAAAUGAG